AUGGCCAAAAUCUACAAGGACACGCGCGUCGAUCUUCGACCGUACGCACCGUCCACCGCCGUCCACAUCCAGAUCCCGACGGACAGCGCACCCCGUCGCCCGCGGUUCUCGAUCUCAUCCACCCCCGACCACGAACCUCCCGUCGCCAAGGACGAAGACGAAUUUGCUCGCCGCUACCUCGCGACCCAGGGCGAUGUCUACUUUCGCAAGCGCAAGAUCUACCCGAGGACGUUCCUGUGGCGGGUCAUCAAUGACAACAGGGUGUUGGAGAUCCUGUGCGCGGACCUGACCAAAUCUGCGACGGAACACAGCGAGUACAACGUCACGCUGCGGCUGGACUUUCAGGAGCCGAUCAUUCCGUCAGGAGUCGCGCUCGCAGACCUGGAAGACCAUGAGAUUCUCCACGUUUUCGUGAUCACGGCUUCCAAGCAGCUGCACACCUUGUCGCUCCGCCCCGAAUUUUUCCGUCGCGCGGGUGCAAUUGAUGAGAAUGUGACUGAGUGGUGCAAGACAUGUGUUCCUGCGCCUUUGGCCUUCUCGUAUCCUCAUCGGCUCCACGCGAGCAGCCCGUUAGAACUGUUCAUUUCACUUGAGAAUGGUGCGCUGCUUCGCCUCACCAGGAGGGCUGGUGAUGACGGUUCUCAUUGGUCUCCUCUCACCUUCGACGAGAGGACCUGGGGUGCAUCGAUCCGUGGCCUCGUCAAGUGGAACUCACAGGCCUCGAUCAAACACAACGGACGCAGCCUGGACCCGAACGUCGCAAACGCUAUUGCUACGACAUCAGACGAGACCUAUGUCUUCGCCGUUUGCCUAAACCACACCCUGAAGAUAUGGAAUCUCGCAACGAACAAACUGGCCGCAACGAAGGAUCUCCUCGGCCGCCCAAUCCAGGACCCGGAAACGGUUCUGUACACCUUGAAUCCCGCCGACUCGUCAUUCAUUCGCGUGUUUAAUGCAGAGAGAGCAAUGGACGGGAAUGAUCGCUUUUACAUCGUCACAUAUUCACCAUUCGAGGACGGACGCUUCAAGUUCUGGGCGGCCAAGGGAGGCUUGACAUCUGACCUGGUCAUUGAAGAAUUGUUUGCCGACGCUGUUUUCCGGCCUGUCGAUCCAGAUGAUACCGGGAAUAUGUUCUGGAGCGUUGCCGAUUUCCAGGUAAAACCCAUGGAAGAAGGGAAGGGCAUGGAGUUAUGGGUGCUUUGGAGAAACCACGGCCUCUACCAACUGUACACUCUCCACUUCGAUCUUCAGACCUUGGUGGCAGACUGGUCUACGAAUUGGGUGUCAACAACUUUUGAGACCCAUCGACAAGAACACCUGCCUGCGCCUGCCCUCGAUGAUGUCGUCGAUCCCACCGAAAAGUGGCUGGAGUACAUUCUCAAACCGAACAGAUACUCGCCUGAAGUGCUUGAAACCGCUCUGGCCGUUUAUCAAGAGGCUCUCAAACCCUUAUCGUCCUCGUCGGGAGUUCUGAAGAAGAGCGGGCCAUUGCCAGAACGGCUCUGCUCUACGGUGGCAGCCACAGUCUCUCUGCGUAAAUACGCGGAAGAUGAGAUGGAUUACACCCGAUACCGAGUCGAUACGGAUUCCAAGUGGCGCCAGUUCUGGCAGGUUGCCGACGAUCUCAACAAGCGGAGAUUCGAGCCGGUUUCCCUAGCUUAUGACUCUUAUUUCGAGAUGCCGUGGAUGCUCCUCUCAGAUGCCUGUGCAGUUAUUCGGGAAUGCAGCACCGCCGAAUUGCUUCUUCACAAUGAAGGAGCGGAUAUACGCGAAGAAGCACCGAAGGUCAUGGAUCGUUGGAGACAUCGCAAUCUUUCGUCUGAGCUUGGAACCCUCUAUGAAGAAGCUUCAUCAUUGAUGAGAGUCGCAUCCGAUUUCCACAAGAAGUUUUCAACCGAGCUUGACGCUGCGUGCCGGGCUGCUCUCGAUGCCGAGAUCUUUUCAGAACCGUCGUCAUCAAUCACAGAUCGUAUGGAUUUGUUCCGAGAGCGUAGCGAGUUUUCCGACCAGAUCUCCAACAAGACCUUUGACAGUUUAGUCAGUGAUUUGAACGAGUACCUGGAGGAUGCAUACAACUUGCCCGGCGAUGUCUUUGACGCCGUCAUUGAUACGCUUCCGCUCGGAUUUCACGGCAAAGACUCGGAGCUUAUCUCGACUUAUUUCGGUGCCCGCAUGGCUGUCAGUGGUGCUCAAGAAACGAUUCUUCAAACUCGUCAAGUUCUUUUCGACUUGCUGAUCUUGGUCACCUUUGUAGAUGGAGAGAUGGAACAAGGGGACGAUUCUACUUUCGAUGCAGCCGGUCUAUUUUCUACACUCAUUGGCCUGCUCCGUGAAUAUGAGAUGAUGUCUUGGCUAAGCUCGAAAGUCCGGAAAUGCCCAGAUCACAUCACAACGGACGCUUCCGCGCCUAUUUUCUCGUUGAAGGACACCGGGACAAAGACCAAAAACCAACGGACGGCGACUAUUCUGGAAGAUCUUUUUGUCGCGGACAUUAAGCCACGUCAACUUUUUGGAAUCCCGCAAAGCUAUGCCUUGACUUUGGGGAUCCGGGAUGUCCUAUCUUGGGUUACUCGACAAGGCGAGGUGACCUACCCCAACGCGUUGGCCUACAUUCAGUGUGACCUGAUCGCGAGAAAUGACAUUGACCUUGCCUGGGAUUUUCUCCGCUUCCAAGCAAGCACUUCCUGGGCGACCUAUGUCAAGGGCCGCUUACACGUGGCUGUGUCGGAAUUCGAUACUGCCGCCAUCUACUUUCGAAAGGCAGCAUAUCUUCUAUCCUGCGGAAAACCACUUGGUAACCUCCAUGAGAUGUCGUCAACACUCCUCGACCUAGUUUCUGUGGAUUGUUUCCACAACGGAAUACCGAAAUACUAUCAGCACAUCCUGUCAAUAUUUGAACAAGUGCGCUCUUUCUCCCAUGUUGCGGAUUUUGCCAGCCUGGCCCUGCAAGCGCUCGACUCCGAGUCGUGGUCAGAGCAAGACCCGGAAUACACAAGCAUGCGAACGGACCUGCUUUCGCGUCUAUUCCACGCAUCUUUGAAGACUUGUCAAUUUGAUCAAGCCUAUUCCGCCCUGGCCCGAUACCAAGACCUUGCACUGCAGAAGUCUGCGCUCGGCUCGCUCAUCAGCAAUAUCCUGGCUGUCUCCGGUCCCGGAUCUGUCGGGAUUAAGCAAAUCCUCCGCUUCCCUACCUCGCUCGUGCCCAAUAUCGCCUCUCAUGUUGACGAGAUCCUCGUCUCCCUCACUCGCAAACAGACCUCCUUCGUGUCCUGGCUGGAUACCGACAAUAACUGGGCCGACAGUGCGCCGGACUACCAUCGCAUCCUGCAGGCUUAUCGCAUCGCUCGUAGCGACUACCGUGGCGCCGCUGAAAUCGCCUACCGCAACGUCCAGCGUCUCCGCAAAAGCCGCGACACUCCAUCCUCAGCCGUCGCUCGCAAGGGCAAAAAAGAAAUCGACGAGUCCACCCGCCCGCCCGUCGAAGAGGACGAUGCGGAAAGCAAGGAGAUCCGCCACGAGCUUCUUUCGCUCAUCAAUCUCUUGGCGAGCGUCGACAAGAGCGAAGCCUACAUCCUCGUCGAGACCGGGCCCUCUGCUUCCUCCUUGCCAGCUACGACCUCUAGUGCAGCCACAUCCCCCGAACGGCGUCGUAGCAUGCAAGCAGACGACGAUGGGAACGUCUUCAUGGACGACGUCGACAUGCGCUCCCCAUCGCCGUCGGCGGCUAGACGCCGAUCUUCGAGCGCUGCAUCCUUCCCCAACGGCGGCCGCAGAGACAGCAGAUCCUCAGCAGGCGGCGGCAGCAGGACAGGAGGACGUGGCGGCGUGACUUUCAAGAUCCCUUCUUCGAAUGAACCGCCCCAGCGGCGCGUCAUCGUCACACUCGAUCACCUACGUCGCGAAUACCAGUCCGAACUGGACCGUGUGAGUCGCAUCGAACGCGGUGAUUGGGAGUUUGGGCUUCUCGGCGAUGAUGUUGAGGUCGAUCAUGAUGAAACGAUGGUUCUUUCGUAG
Messenger RNA from Penicillium lagena, 4014 nucleotides. Its product is annotated as nucleoporin Nup120/160. Bases 1 to 4014 code for a protein of 1337 amino acids. Lineage: Eukaryota; Fungi; Ascomycota; Eurotiomycetes; Eurotiales; Aspergillaceae. Gene Ontology annotation, molecular function: structural constituent of nuclear pore. Gene Ontology annotation, cellular component: nuclear pore. The record is from RefSeq and is a predicted model, not a curated record. The transcript has 3 exons.